Molecule: messenger RNA, 3575 nt
Organism: Ahaetulla prasina
Lineage: Eukaryota; Metazoa; Chordata; Lepidosauria; Squamata; Colubridae
Gene: FIGNL1
Product: fidgetin like 1
Exons: 2
Coding region: 138-2171 (677 amino acids)
Molecular function (GO): ATP hydrolysis activity; microtubule severing ATPase activity; ATP binding
Source: RefSeq, a predicted model, not a curated record
GCGGCUUAAUCAGCGUUCGUUCUAGGAAUCCGUCCACUAAACUCGUUGGUAAGCCUGAUCAAGUGUUUCAAGAUGGCUGCACCAAGGGAGGAAGUGUGACUUUUUAGUUUCCACGCGGUAUAUGUUAAAAUUCGAUCAUGCAGACUGAAAUACAUAUGAGCGAAUGGCAAAGGAAUUACUUUAUUGUUACCUCUGAUACUUCUACACCAGGACAAAAAGCAGAUGCAUAUCGUUCACAGAUUUUACAUAUUCAGCAUGCAUGGGCAAACUCAGAUAUUUCCCAGGAUUGUGCUGCUAACCUUUUCAAAAGAUAUGUAGAAAAAUAUUCUGAAAUUAUUGAUUCUGAUAAUGUAGAAAGAGGCUUGAAUAACUAUGCUAAAGAUAUUUUGACUAUGGUAAAGUAUCAGCAGAAUGAAAGUGACAAGUGGCAGUCUGCUUUGACAACAGAUAAUGUGAUGGAAUUGAAAUGUGUUCAAGCAAUGAUGCAGGCUGGAAAAAUGUUUGAGAUACCUCUGAAGGCACAAAUAGAUAUAUCCAUUGAUAAACAAGUCACUGAGUCUGUUUCUUCAAAUGUUCCCAAUCUUACUCUAUCAAGUGGUCAUGGAGAAUCUAUGUCUGGAGCUGGUUUGUCAAAUUAUGUAACUCAAGCAACAGAGAUUUGUGAGAAGCCAUCAACUUCAAAGUGUUAUCGAAAUGAUAUAUUCUCAUCGCCUAAAGCAGGAGUUGCAUGUUCUGUUUUGCCUGUGACUAUGAAUGAUGUGUCUUCUAUAGCCCUGACUGGAAAUAAUGAAUCAGCAUUUAAUAGUUCUCUGAGAUCCACAAGUAAUACUUAUUCAGGGCAAGAUUUAUCUUCUGCUCAGUCUGCUUUCUCUGCAAGAAUGGGUAAUCUGGGAAAAAGGAAAACAUUUGCUGCGUCCAGUGAAGAUAACAGUAAUAUAUCUUCUAGUUCCACUCAUAAGUUAGUUCCUAGAGAAGGGUCAAACAUUCCAUGGAAUGAAAAGAAAAAUAAUGAAAACAAAGCAUCUGGUUUCAAAACUGCAAAAGAGCAGCUGUGGGUUGAUCAGCAAAAGAAAUUCCAAAAUCAGCCCCAGCACAUCCCAUUGCCAUCUUAUGGGGGUACAAAGAAAUCUUUGGGAGCUGGAAGAUCCCGUGGUCCAUUUGGAAAAUUUGUUCCUCCACUGCCCAAACAAGAUGGAAAUGGGAACACAGGAAUGCCAUGUAAAUCAUAUGGGACUGGAUCUACAGAGCUGGCUUAUCCAACAGAUGAAAGAUUAAAGAAUAUAGAACCUAAAAUGAUAGAACUUAUAAUGCAUGAAAUCAUGGACCAUGGGCCUCCAGUAAACUGGGAUGACAUAGCUGGAGUUGAGUUUGCAAAAGCAACUAUCAAGGAAAUAGUAGUAUGGCCUAUGCUGAGACCUGACAUUUUCACUGGAUUACGAGGGCCUCCAAAAGGAAUUCUUCUGUUUGGUCCUCCUGGAACAGGGAAGACUCUUAUUGGCAAAUGCAUUGCCUGCCAGUCUGGGGCUACAUUUUUCAGUAUCAGUGCAUCCUCACUGACUUCCAAGUGGGUUGGUGAAGGAGAAAAGAUGGUCCGUGCAUUGUUUACAGUGGCACGCUUCCAGCAGCCAGCAGUAAUUUUCAUUGAUGAAAUUGAUUCUCUCUUAUCCCAGCGUGGAGAUGGAGAACAUGAAUCUUCCAGAAGAAUAAAAACUGAAUUCUUGGUCCAGUUAGAUGGAGCAGCUACUUCUUCUGAAGAUCGCAUAUUAGUUGUAGGUGCAACCAACCGACCGCAAGAAAUUGAUGAGGCUGCCCGAAGGAGACUGGUGAAGAGGCUCUACAUUCCACUUCCUGAGACUUCUGCCAGAAAGCAGAUUGUGUCUCGUCUAAUGUCAAAGGAACAUUGCUCCCUCACGGAAGAAGAAAUUGAUCUCAUUGUUAAGAAAUCAGAUGGUUUUUCUGGGGCUGAUAUGACCCAGCUUUGCCGAGAGGCUUCUCUGGGUCCUAUCCGCAGCCUUCAGGCCCUUGACAUUACAACUAUUAGACCUGAACAAGUACGAUCUAUUGCUUUUCAGGAUUUUGAAAGUGCUUUUAAAACUGUUCGACCCAGUGUGUCUUCUGCAGAUCUAGAAUUAUACGAAACUUGGAAUCAAAUGUUUGGGAGUGGAAGAUGAGAAGAAUUAAUUUGUGUGCAUAUUCAGUUCUGAAAUAUUAACAAUGAUCUAAUAAAUUUGAGAAAACUAAUAUCUUUUCCUAGAGAAUUGUUUUGCAUGAAAAUCUUUAUUUUUGCUAGUAGAAAAGUAGAAUUCUAUAAAAAUUCCCCAUAUUGCUCUUUUAUGCUUUGCUAUAUUUUUAUAUGCACCUAACAUUAAAUAAAUGUUAAUAAGAUGCUGUUGUGUCUGCGCCCCCUGAACCAGGCCCCCUGCCAGAAAGUGGCUUGGAAAGUGAGGAGGAAGGGCCAUCAGUACGUACCACUGGAGCACCGGCUUCCUUGGCUCAGCUCCAGGAGCCAGAGGCAGGCCAGGUGGAGGAGAUAAUGAGGCCUCCGUCCCCUGACUCUUCCCCCCCCAGGCCACGCCUCCAGACCUGGCUGAUGGCAAUCAGGCCUGGCUGGACUCUAGGUUUCGUAGGCAGGAGAGGCGGGAACAACAGAAGCAGGGGUGGGGCAGGCCUAGGAAGUGCUGAGUCAUGGAGCCACACCCCACAGGAUUAAAAGCAGCAAGGGCUGCUAUACCACUUUGUGGCAAGCAAAUCAACUGCUUAGAGGGAGAAUUAGAGCUUAAAUCCUGUUUGUUCCUGGUUUCCUGGCUGACUCAUCAGCAUCAAGUGAGAUAACAGAGACACUUGGCAGACGCUCGCUAGUUUGCUGCCAGAGCUGAUCGUUGCCGGCUAAUUAAGUCAUCCUCGUGUCUCCCGGACUGCGGAGGGGGACAGAACAGAUGCAUUAUUAACUUUAAUGCAUCCUCUCCCACUCUUUCAUCAAAGGAAUACAGGAAUUCUUUGUAAAAUGUAGCUUAAAAGGUAAAGGUUCCUCUCACACAGACUGUGCUAGUCGUUCCCGACUCUAGGGAGUGGUGUUUAUCUCUGUAUCAAAGUUCAAGAGCCAGCGCUGUCCAAAAACAUCUCUAUGAUCAUGUGGCCAGCAUGACUAAACGCCAAAGGUGCAUGGAGCACUGUUACCUUCCCACCAUAGGUGGUCCCUAUUUUUCUACUUGCAUUUUUUACGUGCUUUUGAACAGCUAGGUUGGCAGAGCUGGGACAAGUAAUGGGAGCACACCCCAUUAUGCGGCACUAGGAAUUCAAACCACUGAACUGCCAACAUUUUGAUUGACAAGCUCAGUGUCUUAGCUACUGAGCCACCGCAUCCCUUUAAAAAAUUUAGCUUAUGUACAGGCAUAAAGUUAUGCACAAUUUUCAAUGCUAAAUUAUUGGGGUGAGAAGUGGAAGUGCUUAAAGUGAAUGUAAAUUUAAUAGGUGGAUGUAGGUAUAUUGGAUAUGUUCACUGCCUUGAGUUAUUUGUAAAAAUAAUAUAGGUGGAAUACAAAUAAAUAAAAAUAAAUAAAACUUACUUCCAGAAA